UCUGUCUCCAUUGUAACCACAUCACCAUAUCCAAAACCAGUGACAUAUGUGAAGCUCAAGAGAUGGGCAAAGAAUAGCACACUUCUCAGAAAAAUGGCAGCCAGGUUGACUCUCUUCUCUCCCACCACAACAUUUCUAGGACCCUCAGGCCAAUCACCACUAUCUACUCUUUCUUUCACUUCCAUUUCACCAAAGAGGAGAGCAAACAGUUUCAAGAUUCAAGCAGAUUUGGGUGGUGGAGAUGCAGAAGCAAAUAAGGGAGGAAAGAAAAAGUUUAUAACUAGAGAACAAGAGCCAGAGCAGUACUGGCAAACAGCAGGAGAAAGGGAAGGAGAAAAUCCCAUGAUGACCCCUCUUCCUUACAUCAUCAUAUUUGGCAUGUCUACACCUUUUGUCAUCUUAGCCAUUGCUUUUGCUAAUGGUUGGAUUAAGGUGCCAGUUCGAUGAUCCACUGCCGCAUUUUUCUUCCCUACAAACCAUUGGUUGCAUACAACCAUGUGUCCACGCAUCUCUCCAGGGGAAGAUUUAUUCUUCACUGCCGUUGCAGCUUAUAGUGGAGCAGUAACUACACAUGAGCUUCUGAUAUUGUUUAGUUAAGUAUUACACCUUUCAAUUUUACCAUUUGAGUUCUUCUCAAAUACUUGCAGAGUUUCUUCCCUGAUAUAUUUAAUAUAUGUUAUGACUUCUGAGUUUCUCAUA
Molecule: messenger RNA, 699 nt
Organism: Rosa rugosa (rugosa rose)
Lineage: Eukaryota; Viridiplantae; Streptophyta; Magnoliopsida; Rosales; Rosaceae
Exons: 3
Coding region: 94-447 (117 amino acids)
Cellular component (GO): chloroplast
Source: RefSeq, a predicted model, not a curated record